UUCGGCCUAUGCAGGGUCGAAGCUGCUAAAGAAGCUUUAACCUUAAGGGGGCCUCAGGGAGAGAAGAGUUGUGCUGCUGCCGCCGAGAGCCCCACCUCCGCGGCUCCGGGUCCCGGGUCCCGGCCUGUGGCUGCGAACGGCGGCUUCAGGAGGCAGCGGAGGCGGCGGCGACCGACCUGCCGGGUCUCCCCCGCUCCGUGCAGGACUGGGAGAGGGGAUCCGCCAUAUUGGAGCCGGAACGGAAGGUGCCUUGCAGCCGCAGCGCGAGGCGGGUGGCGGUGGCGGCUCUGGCCUGGAUGUGAGCGGAGUCGGCUGCGCUGGGGCCCGCAAGCCUGGGGAGUGAAUGAGCUGCUUACGCUAGUAUCCUCCCCGCCCACUCUCUCCACUUUCCGCCGCCGGGGCCGGGGCCGGACCGGGAGGGGGCUGGAGUCGGCCGUGGCGGCGGCAGCGGCGGCGGCAGCGGCAGGAUGUUCUCCAAGAAGCCGCACGGGGACGUGAAGAAGUCUACCCAGAAGGUGCUGGAUACCAAGAAGGACGCGCUGACCCGUCUCAAGCACCUGCGCAUCGUCAUCGAGAAUGCAGAGUCUAUUGAUCUUAAACAGUUUUUUGACCAACAUUUUUCACAUAUAUAUUACGUGUUCUUUGAGAAUUUUGUGACUAUUGAAGCUAGUCUUAAACAGAAAGGUCACAAGUCUCAGAGGGAGGAAUUGGAUGCUAUACUUUUUAUUUUUGAGAAAAUUUUACAACUUCUUCCAGAGAGAAUUCAUCAGCGAUGGCAGUUUCAUAGUAUUGGAUUAAUUUUAAAGAAACUACUCCACACAGGAAACUCCUUGAAGAUCAGACGGGAAGGUGUUCGUCUUUUCUUAUUAUGGUUGCAAGCUCUUCAGAAUAACUGUAGCAAAGAACAGCUUUGGAUGUUUUCAUGCUUAAUUCCCGGAUUUUCAGCACUACAAUCUGAACAUGGACCUCGAACUUUAGAUAAUCUCAUUAAUCCUCCACUCAACCUUCAAGAAACUCAAGUUACUAUAGAGGAAAUCACUCCUCUUGUCCCUCCACAAUCAGGAGACAAAGGACAAGAAGAUCUCACAAGCUAUUUUCUUGAAGCACUUUUAAAAUACAUAGUAAUUCAGGUAAAAAGUUUAGAAUGGAAGAACAAAGAAAACCAGGAAAGGGGAUUUUCUUUUUUGUUUUCACAUUUUAAGAAAUAUUACUUGCCUCAUAUUUUCCCAAACAUCUGCAAGGAGAAUAGUUUAUAUCAUCCUGUACUUGAUAUCCCACAGGUGAGACCAAAGCCACAUUAUGUUAUGAUAAAGAAGGAUGCCGAAACCAAUGAAGCAAUCUAUUGUACAAAAGAACCUUUCAUUAAGGCUCGUGUUAUUGUCAUUCGUUGGCUGGUUUCUUUCUGGCUUGAGCCAAAGCCCCAUACAGGACCUCAUAUUCCUGGGAUGGAAGGUGAAGUCUUGCCAAAGAAUAUUCAGAGAGCAGCUGCUAGUUUGGUAUCCAGAGAAGAAAACAAAAAUGAUAAUGCUGAUAAAGCAGAUAGAACUACAGAACCAGAACAGUCUCAUUCCAAUACAAGCACUCUCACGGAGCGAGAACCUAGCUCAUCCAGUCUCUGCAGUAUUGAUGAGGAACAUCUCACAGACAUUGAAAUAGUUCGCAGAGUUUUUUCUUCUAAAAGAAGUAAUGUAAACUUUGUCACAGAGAUAUUUCGUCAGGCAUUUUUAUUACCAAUUUGUGAAGCAGCAGCUAUGAGAAAAGUGGUAAAAGUAUAUCAAGAAUGGAUCCAGCAAGAAGAAAAACCUUUGUUUAUGCAAGAACCAGAAGAAAUUGUGAUCUCUUCUUCGGACUUACCUUGUAUUGACAAUGUCACAGACCAUGUUAUUUCAGUGGAAGAAGGAGAAAAGAGAGAAGAGGAAAGUGGGACUGAUAUUGCUGAUCAUGUUCGAAAUUCCACUUGGGCAAAAAAUGGCACCUACCAAGAUGUUCUUCAUAACACCUCUGAGGAAGUCACAGAACAAAACAUACGAGCUGGUACCCAGGCAGUUUUGCAGGUGUUUAUUAUAAACUCAUCAAACAUAUUUCUUCUUGAACCUGCAAAUGAAAUUAAAAAUCUUCUGGAUGAGCACACAGAUAUGUGUAAACGCAUUCUUAAUAUUUAUCGGUUCAUGGUUGUACAAGUUUCAAUGGACAAAAAGACUUGGGAACAGAUGCUGCUUGUGUUGCUCAGAGUCACGGAGUCUGUACUGAAGAUGCCAUCACAAGCUUUUCUGCAGUUCCAGGGGAAAAAAAAUAUGACCUUGGCAGGUCGACUUGCAGGACCACUUUUCCAGACUCUUAUCGUUGCCUGGAUCAAAGCAAAUCUUAAUGUGUACAUCUCUCGAGAACUAUGGGAUGACUUACUCUCAGUAUUAUCGUCUUUGACCUAUUGGGAAGAGUUAGCCACUGAGUGGUCGCUAACUAUGGAAACUCUAACUAAAGUUUUAGCUAGAAAUUUAUAUAGUUUGGAUCUUAGUGAUUUACCAUUGGAUAAGCUGAGUGAACAGAAGCAAAAAAAGCACAAAGGGAAAGGAGUUGGACAUGAAUUUCAGAAAGUUUCAGUUGACAAGUCAUUUUCUAGAGGAUGGAGUCGUGAUCAGCCUGGCCAAGCCCCAAUGAGGCAGAGAAGUGCAACAACCACUGGUUCCCCAGGAACCGAAAAGGCAAGGAGUAUAGUACGGCAAAAAACCGUUGAUAUUGAUGAUGCUCAAAUACUUCCCCGCCCAACUAGAGUCAGACAUUUUUCACAAAGUGAAGACACUGGAAAUGAAGUUUUUGGUGCUUUGAAUGAGGAGCCGCCAUUGCCUCGAAGUAGCAGCACUUCUGACAUCUUGGAACCAUUCACUGUUGAACGAGCCAAAGGUGCAGUUCCUGUCAUUGACAGUUCAUCCCGUCAUGCACCAAGCUUGCAGAGUUCCACAGAGGCUUCUUCAAUAACUAGAUCCACUGAAAGCCACAUCACUGAUACUCAUAGUAGAGAGUCUUCUCUGGAAGUUGGUGAUAGCAUAUAUGACCAUCUUUGUCACUUAAUAGAUCCAGUAGAACUUGCAGAUUCAGCUUUUGAACAAAUCCAGUACAUUGACCUUGAAGGAGAUGACGAUCUUCUUUCCUCCCUGAAAGAAUAUUUUAAGGAAAACCAGGAAAAUCAUAGUAAAAAUGAGUUAGGUAAAGAUGCAGCUUCUGAGGAAGUGAUUAUUGCAGUAAAUAAGGAUGAACGAUCAUCUUUAGAUAAAUUAGAAUACAUAGACCAAGAAAGUAAAUCAGAAAAUACUGCCUCUUUUGUUGGGACUCCUGAAAACAUUCAGUUUCAAAAAGAACCAAACUCAGCUGUCUUCAUGGGUAGUAUUGCACCUAACCAGUUAGACAGUUUUGUGAGAACAAAAAGUGAUGAAAAAUCUAAGGAACUAAACAGUGAUAAACUAUCAUCAGAACCUAAUUCAGGUAGCCCUUGUGAUAAAGAAAAAAGGAAGCACCUGUAUAGACAGCCAGCCACAGAAUUAGAUGCCUGUGUAGAUAUAACACUAGUCGAAAAGGUUAAGGGUGUGCAAAUUAAUGAAAAAAUCACUGUCCCACAUGUUAUGCAUGCCAAGAAAACUACACUAAAAACACCUGUUAACCAUAGACUGCCUCAUGUUACAAACACUAGCAAGCUUUCUCCAACUAAAAGGAGCUUGUCUGAAACAGUAACUCAUAGAGCCAAAAUCAUGAAAAUUGGUACUAAAAAACGAAAUACUGUUCAUGUUACUUUUAGACCAUCUACUGAGUCAGUUCAGUUUUAUAAUCCUCUGGAAAACAAAGAGGCCCCAUGGAAGAUGAGACUGCGGAGACUUGGUGGCUUUAGUAGUAGUAGUAGUAGUAGUAAUAGCAGCACUAGCGGCGCCAGCAACCCCCAUACCGGCUCAGAUAGUUUUACAGAGUUAGUAAAACCUGGUGUGUACAGGCCUCUAGAUACAGUUGGUACAGCAUCAGUAAGUAAAACAAUGAAGGAAUCUACAGAGAUUCCCACCACGACAUUACCAAAAGAAGGAAUUGCAAGUAAUCAGUUAGGUAGCCGUAGUACUCUUAGGUCAUCAAGUCAUGAGGCAGGACUACCGCAGGGCUCCCUGGGUGGCGUUUAUAAAACUGUUGUCCAUGCUCUUUCGAAGCCGAAGGCAAAUGUUUCCCCACAGAGGCAGAACAGAAUGCCACCAGAGGCUCCACUGAGGGAUCUGUACAGUCAUGUAAUGGGCUAUUUUGGAAGGAAAGCUGCAGUCAAUAAAGAGGACAUGAGCCCAAAACUGCCCCCUCUUAAUAGUGAUAUUGGCAGCAGCAAUGCUAAUGUUCCUGAUCUGAUGGAUGAGUUUAUAGCAGAACGACUUCGAAGUGGUAAUGCCUCAACUAUGACAAGAAGAGGAAGUAGUCCAGGCAGUCUUGAAAUUCCCAAAGACCUCCCCGAUAUUCUAAAUAAGCAAAACCAAAUGCGCCCUGUUGAUGACCCAGGUGUGCCCUCUGAAUGGACUUCUCCUGCCAGUGCAGGGAGCAGUGAUCUUAUCAGCUCAGAUAGUCAUUCGGAUUCUUUCAGCGCUUUCCAAUAUGAUGGCCGAAAAUUUGACAAUUUUGGCUUUGGAGCUGAUGCUGGGAUUACAUCCUCUGCUGAUGUGGAUUCAGGUUCUGGCCAUCAUCAGAAUGCUGAAGAACAGGAAGUGGCUAGUCUAACCACACUUCAGAUAGAUUCUGAAACAAGCAGUCUUAAUCAGCAAGCUUUCUCCGCUGAAGUUGCAACGGUUACUGGUUCAGAAAGUGCUUCUCCAGUCCAUUCAGCUCUGGGAUCCAGGUCACAGACACCUUCCCCUUCCACACUGAAUAUAGAUCACAUGGAACAGAAAGAUCUGCAGCUUGAUGAGAAGCUCCACCAUUCUGUUCUUCAGACUCCAGAUGACCUAGAAAUCAGUGAGUUUCCAUCUGAAUGUUGUAGUGUGAUGGCAGGGGGUACACUCACAGGAUGGCAUGCUGAUGUUGCUACUGUAAUGUGGCGAAGAAUGCUAGGCAUUUUGGGAGAUGUCAACGCUAUUAUGGAUCCCGAAAUACAUGCUCAAGUUUUUGAUUACCUCUGUGAACUUUGGCAAAAUCUAGCUAAGAUUAGAGAUAACCUUGGCAUUUCAACUGAUAACCUGACCUCCCCUUCACCACCAGUUUUGAUUCCUCCACUGAGAAUUCUUACACCUUGGCUCUUCAAGGCAACCAUGUUGACUGAUAAAUAUAAACAAGGUAAAUUACAUGCUUACAAACUUAUCUGUAAUACAAUGAAAAGAAGACAAGAUGUUUCUCCAAACAGAGAUUUUCUAACACAUUUCUACAAUAUAAUGCAUUGUGGAUUACUUCAUAUUGAUCAGGAUAUUGUCAAUACAAUCAUCAAGCACUGCUCACCUCAGUUUUUUUCACUUGGUUUGCCUGGUGCCACAAUGCUUAUUAUGGAUUUUAUUGUAGCAGCUGGUAGAGUGGCUUCUUCGGCUUUUCUCAAUGCACCAAGAGUAGAAGCACAAGUUCUUCUGGGAUCUUUGGUUUGCUUUCCUAACUUAUAUUGUGAACUGCCUGGUCUCCAUCCCAACAUUCCUGAUAUUGCUGUGUCUCAGUUUACAGAUGUUAAGGAACUCAUAAUCAAAACUGUAUUAAGCUCGGCAAGAGAUGAGCCAUCUGGUCCUGCACGAUGUGUAGCAUUGUGCAGUUUAGGUAUUUGGAUUUGUGAAGAACUAGUCCAUGAGUCUCAUCAUCCUCAAAUCAAGGAAGCUCUGAAUGUAAUUUGUGUUUCCUUAAAGUUUACUAAUAAAACAGUGGCGCAUGUAGCUUGUAACAUGCUUCACAUGCUGGUUCAUUACGUACCUAGACUUCAGAUUUACCAACCCGAUUCUCCCUUGAAAAUUAUUCAAAUUCUAAUAGCCACCAUUACCCAUCUUUUGCCAAGUACAGAAGCUUCAUCUUAUGAAAUGGAUAAGAGGUUGGUGGUGUCCUUACUUCUGUGCCUUCUGGACUGGAUUAUGGCCUUACCUCUAAAGACACUGCUCCAACCAGUCCAUGCUACAGGAGCAGAAAAUGAUAAAAUAGAAAAAUCUGUCCUCAAUUGCAUUUAUAAGGUAUUACAUGGGUGUGUUUAUGGAGCUCAGUGUUUUAGCAAUCCAAGGUAUUUUCCAAUGAGCCUCUCUGAUUUGGCAUCUGUAGAUUAUGAUCCUUUUAUGCAUUUGGAAAGUCUAAAAGAGCCUGAACCUCUGCACUCUCCGGAUUCAGAACGAUCUUCUAAGCUUCAGCCAGUGACAGAAGUGAAAACUCAAAUGCAACAAGGAUUAAUAUCUAUAGCCGCCCGCACUGUUAUUACACAUCUGGUAAAUCACUUGGGCCAUUAUCCAAUGAGUGGUGGUCCUGCUAUGUUAACAAGUCAGGUGUGUGAAAAUCAUGACAAUCAUUACAGUGAAAGUACUGAACUUUCUCCUGAACUCUUUGAGAGUCCAAAUAUCCAGUUCUUUGUGUUGAACAAUACAACCUUAGUGUCCUGUAUCCAGAUCAGAUCAGAAGAGAGUAUACCCGGAGGAGGUUUAUCUGCUGGCCUUGCAUCAGCCAAUUCAAAUGUUAGAAUCAUAGUACGUGAUCUCUCCGGAAAAUAUUCAUGGGAUUCUGCUAUCCUGUAUGGACCACCUCCUGUGAGUGGCUUGUCAGAACCUACGUCGCUUGUACUUUCAUUGUCUCGCCAAGAGAAGCCAGAAGAGCCUCCUACAUCUAAUGAAUGCUUAGAAGAUAUAACAAUAAAUGACGGGAUUUCCCUCCAGUUUAAAAGAGGAUUUAGAGAAACUGUACCAACUUGGGAUACCAUAAGAGAUGAAGAAGAUGUUCUUGAUGAGCUUUUGCAGUAUUUAGGUAUAACUAGUCCUGAAUGCUUACAGAGAACUGGAAUCUCACUUAAUAUUCCUGCUCCACAACCUGUGUGCAUUUCUGAAAAACAGGAAAAUGAUGUUAUUAAUGCAAUCCUUAAGCAGCACACAGAGGAAAAAGAAUUUGUUGAGAAACACUUUAAUGACUUAAACAUGAAAGCUGUGGAGCAAGAUGAACCAACACCUCAAAAGCCUCAGUCAGCAUUUUAUUAUUGCAGAUUGCUUCUUAGUAUAUUGGGAAUGAAUUCCUGGGACAAAAGGAGGAGCUUUCAUCUCUUGAAGAAAAAUGAGAAACUACUUAGAGAACUUAGGAACUUGGAUUCAAGACAGUGUCGAGAGACCCACAAGAUCGCAGUAUUUUAUGUUGCUGAAGGACAAGAAGACAAACAUUCCAUUCUCACCAAUACAGGAGGAAGUCAAGCGUAUGAAGAUUUUGUAGCUGGUCUUGGUUGGGAGGUCAAUCUUACAAACCACUGUGGUUUCAUGGGAGGACUACAAAAAAACAAAAGCACUGGAUUGACCACACCAUAUUUUGCUACCUCUACAGUAGAAGUAAUAUUUCAUGUAUCAACAAGAAUGCCUUCUGAUACUGACGACUCUUUGACCAAAAAAUUAAGACAUUUGGGAAAUGAUGAAGUACACAUUGUUUGGUCAGAGCAUACUAGAGACUACAGGAGAGGAAUUAUUCCUACAGAAUUCGGUGAUGUCCUUAUUGUAAUAUAUCCAAUGAAAAAUCACAUGUUCAGUAUUCAGAUAAUGAAAAAACCAGAGGUUCCCUUCUUUGGUCCACUUUUUGAUGGUGCUAUUGUGAAUGGAAAGGUCCUACCCAUUAUGGUUCGAGCAACAGCUAUAAAUGCAAGCCGUGCUCUGAAAUCUCUGAUUCCAUUGUAUCAAAACUUCUAUGAAGAGAGAGCACGCUACCUGCAAACAAUUGUCCAGCACCAUUUAGAACCAACGACAUUUGAAGAUUUUGCAGCACAGGUUUUUUCUCCAGCUCCCUACCAUCAUUUACCAUCUGAUGCCGGCUCCUACCCAGAGAUUCUAUCCAGUGAAACUCCCACAGCAACGCAGGUAGACGGGGCUGACCUGGCCUCUCCAAUGUCUCCUCGAACUAGCAAAAGCCGCAUGUCCAUGAAGCUGCGUCGAUCCUCUGGUUCAGCCAAUAAAUCCUAAGGAAACAAGCAGCCCAGCAGUGUGAUCAGCAGUAACCACCUUAGCAUGAACAUAGUGUUAACCCUUUCAGGCCUUCGUGUUUGCCAUAACAUGCAUGUUUCUUCCUGAACAUUUAUUUUAGAAAACACUGGAUUUAAAUAAUUUGUAACUUAAUAUUUUAGAUUUGGGUUGUUUAUUCAGUUGUUCCCCCCCCCCAACACUCUAAGCUGCCAUAUUUUGGGGGGGUAGAGUUUUAUUCUAUACUCUUUACCUUCCUGGAUAAUUAUGUCUAAGCAGUUUCACUUUUAAUUUCAUGAUUAACUUUGAGCCAAACUAUAAUUGGACAGAUAGCCUCAUUAUUUUAUUUAUCGUGCCCCAUUGCAACUUUAUGGCUCAGUAAAUGUAUAAUUUUUUUACAAAUAUAAAUUUUUAAAUUUAAGCAUUUGUAAAGUUAUAGCAAAAGUUGCAAAUCUUAAUACACAGGAUGUGUAUGGAUUAUUUAUGUUAUGAAAAUAAAACACUUAAAAUAAAUGGUCUUUUAGCAUCUCAAAUUCCAGCUGACAUAAUUUUAGCAUUAACUUUUUCUUCCCAAAGCAAUGCCUCAUUUCUUGGCUGUGCAGAUGAUGCCAUGAUAUAUCUCAUAACCAGAAAAAUCACUGUGCUGAACUUUGAUUUAUGUUUAGCUUCCAAAUAUUUUUCUAAUGUUUUGCUUUUUAAAUGGUAUCAGUGUUAAAUGCCAUUUUUGUUUUGAUAUUGUGGCCCUGUAUUAUUGGCUCCUGGAUCCUGGUAUAUCUGUGUUGUUCUUUCCUGAGUACCAAAAAGAGGGUAAUUGGGGGGAUGGAGAGAAAGAAAAAAAGAAAGAAAGAACUUUUCUGAUAUAAAUGUGUUGCUUAAAUUAUGUGUAAUUUAAAAGAAAAGGGAACAUGACCCAGGAGUCUAAAUUAAAUCUAAUAUUAUUAAUAAUACUGAACUUGCUGAUGCAGGUUGGUAUUCAUUCCACCCUCCAGAAAUAUUUUCCUACAGUAAAUAAGCUGCUCACAUUUUGUCCAUAUUUUGUUUUGAACGGGCAUCUCCCAAGGAAAUGUAGCAUGACAUCAGUACUAACUGCAUGUGUAAAUACAUCAUACGGGCAAACUCUAAAAAUAUAAAUUAUGUAUCAUCAUUCAUGUAGUAUCUACAAAUUUGUAACAGUGAAAGAAAAAAUAUGGUAUUUAAUAAUACAAUAAAAAUAUUCUUAU
This is a messenger RNA of Callorhinus ursinus (northern fur seal), 9328 nucleotides long. The record is from RefSeq and is a predicted model, not a curated record. NCBI's taxonomy places the organism in Eukaryota, Metazoa, Chordata, Mammalia, Carnivora, Otariidae.